Molecule: messenger RNA, 648 nt
Organism: Thalassophryne amazonica
Lineage: Eukaryota; Metazoa; Chordata; Actinopteri; Batrachoidiformes; Batrachoididae
Product: ankyrin repeat domain-containing protein 7-like
Exons: 4
Coding region: 1-564 (187 amino acids)
Molecular function (GO): protein binding
Source: RefSeq, a predicted model, not a curated record
AUGGACAGAUUGAAAAAAGCACUGAAAUUGCCAAAGCUUCCCAUUGGAGCCAAAAGGAAGAGCAUCAACGCGAGCAAAAUCACUGAAUCUGUGUUCUAUGGAAAGGUGGAGGACGUGAAGAAGCUCGCACAAGAAUAUGCUCAUGAGAAGGACACAUUUAACAGAAUAGCACUUCAUUGUGCCUGUCAACAUGGAAAAGUUGCCGUGGUUCGGUUUCUGGUGGAAAACAAAGCCGACCUCAAUGCUUGUGACGACUAUAAUCGGAGUGCCCUCAUGAAGGCAGUCGAGCACCAGAGGGAGUCCUGUGUCAGGAUACUACUGGGCAGUGGUGCUGACAUAAACCACGUGGACAGUGAUGGUCGAACUGCUCUGCAUUUAGCAGUGGCAAAGAAAAGCAUGCGAAUUGUUGAGCUGUUGAUUAAGAAAAAGGCUGACAUCCAUGCAAAAGACAAGAAUGGUCAUACGCCUCUGGUUCUGGCUGUUCUCGAUGGUCAAUAUGAGGUGGUCGAGUAUCUCAUCAAAAAGGGUGCUGACGUUGAUGUUAGGGACCAGCAGCUAAGGUAACUAGUGAACCAUGGUACUCUGUUGAUCCAUGUGAAAUCAUGUUUCAGACUUAACUGUACAUUUACACUUAAUUUUUCUUGCAGG